GCAAUAUCUGAAAAGCGUCGUGUGCCUAAACAACUUUUCGUUAAGUGUACGGAGUAUAAAGAUAUUCACAUAAUUUAAAUGUUAAGUGAUAUGGAGAUUUUGUGCGCCAUGUGUUUUAUUCUACUUCUGUCUUAUUUUUGUUUUAAAUAAAUUACUGCCCUCUGAAGACUCAGUUUGAAUUUUCAGAGGGCAAUAUUCUUCGUUCCAACUAUGAUGCAAUUACAACUCUAGUAGAAAGUGCUUAAAUUUGGAACGGCAUUUCCAAUAUAACAGCUGUAGUAUCGCACUUUAUUCCUUUACUAAGAAUGUUUCUGUUAUCAGAGUUGCUGCUAAUCAUAAUCAGACGUUCUCUUUGUUACCGCGUUGCAUAAAUAUAUACUGCAUGUUCGUUACCAUGUGACCAAUGAUAUCAUUUUGCUCUGUUUUGCACAUUGUGAAAGCUCUUGCCUCUCACUGAGAUAUGAAGUUAUCUCAGCAUCUAGAUUUUUCUUCCUUGUAUUUUCAUUACACGAUAAACUACUUUUUGAAACUAAGAGGUUAAGAAUUGUUUUUUCUUAUUUUGUCUUUUGUUUUGAAUUAAUUGGCUGUAUUAAUUGAGAAUGGAUCUACAUAUGGUUUAUUUCGGUCUGCAGAGAAAAAUGUUCCAUUUGCUGAAAACUUCAUAUUUCCCAUUAAGAUAUAAUUUUUUAUGAAAUAUUUGAACUUAAAAUAUGUUUCGGAAUCUAAAUAAAUUAACUUGAACAGUGUGACUGUAUUAAGAGUUCUGUAAAAUCAAGAGCUUUUGUAUUCAACCUACCUAAUUUAUCAUCUGGAAUUCAAAUGGUUCUGUGGUUCUCCUUCCUUCAUAACUAGAUUGGAUGUCUUUUGAAUCCAUUAGUAGUAUACAAAAAAAGAUUAAAAAUAGCUACUAUUUUAUGAAUGGUGACGUUCUUUUAUCAAGUAAUACCAUUGAACAACUGGUUGAUAUAGCAGCUGAUGAAAGUGGCGAUCAUGUGGCAUUUAUUUCUGUUCAUCAGGAAAUUUCCAAGUCUUUCUCACAGUUCAGACAAGAAGUUCAAAAAUUUGCAUCUGGGCUUAUUUCUCUUGGCUUAAGAAAAGGAGACACAGUUGCUAUAUGCAGUCCAAAUUGUUAUGAAUGGCCUGUAACUCAGUUUGCCACUGCUAAGGCUGGAUUGGUUUUGGUUAAUAUAAAUCCUGCAUAUCAAGCAAAAGAAUUGGAGUAUUGCUUGAAAAAGGUUUGAACCAAAUAUAAUUUUGUCUAAAUUUUAAGCAUUUCAUUAUUGCUUUUUGUUCUAAUGCUAAAUUAUGUUAUUAUGUCUUUUUUAUGCUUCUUUCCAAAUAUACUUAGUUCUUAAAAGCUGUAAUUCAAAAGAUAUAUAUGUACAUAAUUUAAAACCACAGAUAGAUAUGCGGACGUACACUGAGAGAGCAUGUUGAAUGAAGCAUGAAAUAUGUUGAAGAAUAGAAAAUUUCUCAAGUUCUUGUAUCAAGAAUGCCAAAGUUAUAAUCAAAACAUAUUAGAAGGAAAAACUGUGCAGUGUAAACGAGCAUUGAUAGCUAUUUUUGUGGGUUGUCUUAUAUCACUGAAGCACUGGAUGAGUCACAGUGAUAUCACAUUUAAUCAAAGAACAUACUACAACAGUAAUACAAGAACUAUUAUUGCUGUUUAUACUUUCAAACUAAUAAGAAACUAAACAUCACAACAGAAAUCGUCGAGGAGGUUUUAUCAUGAGGCUCUUCAUCUGCUCUGGGCUAAGAAAUAGUGAAACUGGAAGUUAUCAUAUUUGAAAUAUGUAUUUUAAUCAUAUGAAUUAAUAUUUUGAAGCUAACACCAUAUUUUAUGCUCUCACCUGUAUUUCACAUCACGUGUCUCAUCAGUUUUAUUAUAUAAGUUUUUAAAAUCUCAAACUAUCUCAAUU
Messenger RNA from Stegodyphus dumicola, 1919 nucleotides. Its product is annotated as medium-chain acyl-CoA ligase ACSF2, mitochondrial-like. Gene Ontology annotation, biological process: fatty acid metabolic process. Lineage: Eukaryota; Metazoa; Arthropoda; Arachnida; Araneae; Eresidae. The record is from RefSeq and is a predicted model, not a curated record. Gene Ontology annotation, molecular function: medium-chain fatty acid-CoA ligase activity.